This is a messenger RNA of Chelmon rostratus (copperband butterflyfish), 1683 nucleotides long. RefSeq names its product olfactomedin-4-like. The transcript is spliced from 7 exons. The record is from RefSeq and is a predicted model, not a curated record. Bases 1 to 1380 code for a protein of 459 amino acids. Gene Ontology annotation, biological process: signal transduction. NCBI's taxonomy places the organism in Eukaryota, Metazoa, Chordata, Actinopteri, Chaetodontiformes, Chaetodontidae.
AUGAAGCUGCAUGUGGUCGUUCCUCUGUGUGCUCUGCUCACUCUCACCCAACAGACACCUUCACGUGAUGUGAAUUGUAUGUGUGAGCUGACUCAUUCAGAGAAGGCAUUCCCUCAUGACAAACUCAGCACAGCGGAGGACAGUGCAUCAAAAUGCAACAGUAACCUCACUCCACAGAAGACUCUGCAGCUGGAGAGUCUGCUGCUGGGUUUAGAGCGACGUGUGCUCCAGCUGCAGGAAGAUGUGUCCGUGCUGGAGAGAGAGGAUGACGGACAGCUCUACUCAGUUCUCAGCCUGCUGGUGGUAGAGAAUGAACUGCUGGAGAUCAAGCAGCUCAUCAACAGGCUCAACAGGACCAUGCUGGCACACCAGUGGCUAACUACUAAUACCACUAAAGAGCUGGAUGACCUGAGAGCAGAGAUGCAGGAGCUGGAGACAUAUGACACCAUGCAGGUGGUGAAGAGAGAAAAAGACAACCAGCGUCUGAAGAGGGACCUGGACCAGUGCAGGGAUGGACUUCAACCCACCACCCUACCCACUCAGCCUCCACAUGGUUACUGUCCCCACGGCCAGUUUCGGAACGUUACCGGGCCGAGGGUCUACACGGCAGGAGAGUACCCUGGGUCCUACGCGUAUGGAGCCUGGGGUCGGGAUCCUAAACCAGAGGCGGGGAAGGAGAACUGGUAUUGGAUGGUCAUACUGACCUCCAGCGACAAGUUCUCCAACUACGUCCGUUUCUACUCCAGCCUGAGCGCUCUCAUUGUAGGUGUGAGCACACCAGGUGAUGUCCAGAUCCACUCCUCUAACCCAACCACCAACACCAUCCAGGGUCCAAACGUGGUGCUGUAUGGAGGGGCCUUGUACUACAACUGUUACAACCAAGAUGCUGUUUGUCGAUUCAACCUCACCACCAAAGCUGUUACCACCUUACAGCUGCCCAAAGGCACCAGGUUUAACUCAAAGGGUAACUUCUGUCACCUCGAUGACUGCUACUUGUUCACAGACCUGGACCUGGCCACAGAUGAGUCAGGCGUCUGGGUGAUCUAUACCACCACCCAGGACUUUGGCUACAUGGUGCUAUCCAAGGUGGAGGAACCACUGGCGCUCGGCCAAACCUGGCGCACCUCGAUCUACAAGCAGGGGGUGACCAACACCUUUAUGGCGUGCGGAGUGCUCUACGCAACCCGGUAUGUCAACAAAGACACUGAGCAGAUCUUCUAUUCGUUCGACACCACCACAGGAGUAGAAAGGUUCAACCUCGACAUCUUCAUCAACAAGAUGUCUCCCAACAUUUAUUCUCUGAACUACAGCCCUGUGGACCAGAUGCUGCACGCCUACUGUAACUCCUACAUGGUUUCCUACAAGGCUUUGUUUUCGUGAAAGGAUAAUGCUGACAACAUUUUCUAUACCUGUAUUUUAAAAAUGGCUUAAUUUGAAUCAUGUCAUACUCAGUAUCCUGCUACUCUCGGUUUAUUUUCUUCUGUCUUUUUCAUUUUGUAAGUUCAGUUGUUUCUACUCCACUGUUCUUUCUACUAGUGGCAACACAUAACCAUGAUGAAAUAUAAUGGCAGUGAUCGAAACAUCCCAGUGAGUUUGUAAAACGUUGAGUUAUUAUAGCUGCCUCUUACACCUUUAGCUCCUAGUGUACAGCUAAGUACACUAGUAUUGACCCAGGCCCACAUU